CACAGCGUGAGGAGCAGCGGCGGCCGCAGCGGCGGCGAGGGAAGCGCCAUGGGGAUAUUCUACCCGUGAGGACGCUGCUGUUGUGUGUGUGUGUGGAUGCACACAAGCGGGAGUCCCCGCUGGCGUCGUCGUGCAGACAGGGGAAAAAAGGGGGAGUUAGAGGACGGUGUAUCACAGGACACAGAUGUGCAGCGACGACUCCCGACCCUGUCGUACACCCGCCCGACCGCCCCGACAACUUCAGUCAUGGCGUAGUUUUUCUCCUGCCCAUCGUCGGGCAUGUACGGGUCACAAGAGGGAAAUCAGCUUUUUUUCCUCAGCGCUGCAUGACUGACUGAGGAAUCAUGGUGAGCAAGGAGGGCGGCACAUGCAUGCUCACCAACUCCGAGUCUGACUCGGAGGCGGCGGUGGCACCCUUGCCCUCUGCCACGCUAGCUCUGCAAGUCAAGUAUUCACUGGACGCCAGUCGACAGGUGAGGAAGCGGAACAAGGCCCUCCAAGUGCGUUUCAAGGAUAUCUGCGAGGCACAAAAUGAGCAGAGGGAAGCCGACUUGGGGAAGGAGGGCAAUCCUCUGUCUUACAAAGCAGCGUACCGCAAGUACAUGACCGUACCCGCCCGCCGAUCAAUCCCCAAUGUCACGCGCAGCACCGGGGUGCAGACGUCUCCUGACCUGAAGAAGCGCUACCAGACGUUCCCGUUCGAGCGCAAGAAAGGCCACACGUUUAAGCACGUGGCGGCUGUGGAAACAUACACAGGUCAGAAUAACGGCUUUGUUGUGGAAGUCAAACCGGCUGCGCAGCGAUGUUUCGAUGAGGACGCAGAAGAAGAGGGAGCCUGCGGGGGGAGCAGAGUUUGGCGGACCAAAGCACUGCUCCAUACUAACGAACGAAUAGCCACUGUGGAGCAGCAGACCAAACCUGAAGGCUUGUGUGAGGACGCGCUAAUGCCAAGUUGCGCCACCAACUCGGACUACCAGCUCUGUGGCGUAACAUCCAAAGCCGGCGGGGAAUUACAACAAAGAGAAAGACCGCCGCUCGAGCUGGAGGUGGGCUCGUCUCGAUCGAGAACCCUGCCGGACAGGGCCUCCAAAGUGACGGGGCCCAUCGCAUGGAACUCCCUCACGCAAGUGGAGUGCCUGGACAGUCUGUCGGCAAGGCACAAGCGCAAGAAAAGUCUGCAGUUCAAUGGGCUGCAGAGCGAGACAUUGCCGCGCACCGGCCGAGGCUGCGCAGCGCGGGCGCCGUGUCAUGCCGCGGACAAGCCUCAAGAGGCAGCGGUGUCAGACCAGGAGGCCUGUAAGCAAAUAGUGCCUAUGAAUCAGGACGGUGACGUUAAAGCACAGCUUCAAGCCAUGGAGAAUCUUAUCAGCUCCAGCCAGGAAACCAUUAAGGUGCUGUUGGGGGUCAUCCAGGAACUGGAAAAGGGGGAGGCCCACAGAGAAGGGCUUUCCUAUCGCACCGGACAGGACACGGCCAACUGCGACACAUGCCGGAACAGCGCAUGCAUUAUUUACAGUGUGGAGCUGGACUUCAAGCAACAGGAAGACAAACUUCAGCCCCUCAUGAAACGGCUGUGCCCAUCGGACGACACGCACUUCCCCGCCCUGCCGUACCCCCACGAGGCCUUCACAUCCACGCCCAAGCGCAAGUCCAAAGCCGAGUCCAAGAAGCACGCUCGCUGGAGACUAUGGUUCAUGUGAAACUGAAACGUCACGCUUUCCUAAUUUCCAUCUGGAGUUAUUUUGGAAGCAAUUUUCCUCAAAGUGGGUGUGAAAAUGUGAUUAGCUACCAUCUUGGGAGAUUUCUGACACUGAAACGACGUGGACUUGCCUCUCGCCAUACAGCAAAGCACAACGAACACAGUCCAGGAUCCACUUUUUCUGGAGUACCGGGACUAUUUUCACAUUUCACUUUAUUUCUUCAUACCAUCUAAAAGAAGCCUACGAAUAAUUUGACCCAAAAUGUCACCAUGAAUUCUCGACAGACUUUGGAGACGAUGUGUACAUAAAAAAUAUUGUUAAAUGACACUUAUUUUCUUAAUGGCUUUUUUGGACAUCAGAGGACAUUUUUAUCUAAAGCUGUAGAAAAAAGGACUUUAAAGUUUUAGCGGAAUAUAUUUAUGAAAUAUUGGAUAUAAGUUCAGAUUUAUUGCAAGAAGCCACUGUCAUCUUUUAGAGGUGAGUGGAAGCUCACUUUUUUUUUGUUCCCGCCCUGAGAAUAAUAAAUACUGUUGAAGGGUAACAGCAAAUAUAUGUGAUUGUAUCAGUAACCGAGCCAGAAGUGAAUGUACAGUGUAGCCUCGCAUUUUUGCAGGAUUUUAGCUUUUUAAACAGAAACAAAAGAAUUUUGAAAUGCCUAAUUCAUGUGUUUUUGUUCCUUUCUUGUUUUUAAGAAAUACGAGGGGUGUAACGCUAUUUGCAAUUACUAUAAAUACGUUUACAUAUAAUAAAAAUAGGGCUCAUUUUAUCUUACAAAAAGGCAUAGCUAAAAUGUAACAAACAAAAAUACAUUCAUAUAAUUAUAGCAUCACUCACAAAGCCAAAAAAAAGGAAGUGGUUCUAGUCUCAUCUGUAGAUAGCACUAAGAGAGACUCCCGUAUUUAUAUGUACCUUCUAAAGAAGUGCAAUUGAUUUACUAUGUGCAAUACUGUGUAUUUUUUACCCUUUUUCAACAAAAACCAAACAUAUAAAUACAUGAACAAUUUAAUAUGCAACUGAAGAAUAAAAUCAGACACUUAACAAAAUUUUGUACUAUUUUUCCAAACAGUUCAUUCACUUUUUCACAUUCACCCAGAUUUUUUUUUUUUUCAUUUGCCUUUUUUUCUAACCGAUGCUAGCAAUGCUAGCUAGAUUUGCAAUUUGGCUUGUUGUAGCUUUAUUAGGAGUGUGAAAAUAUAUAAAUUUGGAUAUACAGUGCCCUCCAUAAUUAUUGGCAACCCUG
Molecule: messenger RNA, 2940 nt
Organism: Corythoichthys intestinalis (scribbled pipefish)
Lineage: Eukaryota; Metazoa; Chordata; Actinopteri; Syngnathiformes; Syngnathidae
Product: inhibitory synaptic factor 2A
Exons: 4
Coding region: 345-1700 (451 amino acids)
Biological process (GO): inhibitory postsynaptic potential
Cellular component (GO): postsynaptic density
Source: RefSeq, a predicted model, not a curated record